CUGGUAUAGUGUGAACGUCUUUACAAAGUGUUUGUUAACAUCAUUGAAAAUAUUGAAGGGAUCUGUUAACCAAGAGUGCACUGCAUCCAAUUAUUCAGACACGUCAUUAUUAUUUGGAUUAACUUCAUACUGAUGAUUUGAAGUUGAACAACAAGUUGGAUCUGUGGGCUUUGCGUUUUAACUCGGAGUGGAUUGUUUAAAAAUAAAUUUAAGUUGUGAACUGAUUGAAUCAAUAUGUCGAAUCAAACAAAUUCACAACAACAUGUUGAAGAACUAAGAAAUGAAGCAGAAAAUAUUAAAAAAGAAAUUCGGGAUAAACGUCAAGCGUUAAAAGAUUCAUCUUUAUCUGAGGUCGCUUCCAAUGUUGAUGCGAUCGGUCGCGUUCAAAUGCGAACCAGACGAACACUGCGAGGACAUUUAGCAAAAAUUUAUGCAAUGCAUUGGGGAACUGAUUCAAGACACGUUGUCAGUGCUUCACAAGAUGGGAAAUUAAUCUUAUGGGAUUCUUAUACAACCAAUAAGGUACAUGCCAUCCCACUUCGAUCAAGUUGGGUGAUGACUUGUGCUUACGCCCCAUCUGGCAGUUUUGUAGCUUGUGGAGGUUUGGAUAAUAUUUGUUCUGUGUAUAAUCUCAAAACAAGGGAAGGAAAUGUGAGAGUUUCGCGUGAAUUAAACGGACAUACAGGGUAUUUGUCUUGUUGCCGUUUCCUUGAUGAUACACGUAUUGUUACAAGUUCUGGAGAUAUGACCUGUGCUCUUUGGGAUAUUGAAACUGGCAUGCAAACUACUGCAUUCACGGGACACACAGGAGACGUUAUGUCACUCUCUGUAACUGAUGAUAAAAACACAUUUAUAUCCGGAGCAUGUGAUGCCACUGCUAAACUGUGGGAUCUGCGAGACGGGAUGUGUCGACAAACUUUUAGUGGUCAUGAAUCUGAUAUCAAUGCUGUUUCGAUGUUUCCAAACAACAUGGCAUUUGGAACUGGUUCAGAUGAUGCUACCUGUCGCUUGUUUGAUAUUCGUUCAGACCAAGAAUUGAUGAUCUACAGCAAUGAUAACAUUGCAUGUGGAAUUACAAGUGUUGCGUUUAGUAGAAGUGGUCGGCUUUUCUUUGCUGGCUAUGACGAUUUUAAUUGCAACAUUUGGGAUGCAAUGAAAGGAGAUAGAGCAGGUGUUCUUGCUGGACACGACAAUCGCGUUAGUUGUUUGGGUAUCACUGUAGAUGGAAUGGCAGUUGCAACCGGAUCAUGGGAUUCUUUCUUGAAGGUUUGGAACUAACAAUACAGGAGCUAUAUGUUGCUGUUCAACGUUUCUAUUGCAUGGUCGGCCGCAACUAAGCUUGCAAGGACAAACAAAACAAUCAGCGGUAUAACCCGGCAUACUCUGUUGUGUUCUGAAAUGGGUGCCAGCUUUAUGCACCCCAGCAAAGCUCUUGCUAAACCACCAGGCUGUACCCUUGUGUGAAAAUUUUGUGUUUGUACGUUUGUUGUUCAUCUAUCUAAAACUAAACCACAACAUUUUUCACUCUUGUCAGCAAAAGUUGCCACACAGUUAUGGAUACAAAGAUAUUGUCUAGUAUGUAUACAAUCUUCAUUGACAUAUCCGAUUAAUCGUACGCCCCGCAACUACUUUGCAUUCUAUGUUAGUCGUGAAAAAUGUUAGCUUUGUGUUGUAAUGCUGAUGACAGGCCAUGGGUUAUUAUCGUGGAUAUUAUUAGAAAAUUGUUGCGUUUAGAGGAUUUUUGUUUGUUCCUAUUUUCUGAUGAAAUCAAUGAAUUAUUGGGCAAUUCCACGUUAAUAGUAAUGUGCACUUUCACAACCCUCGUUUUGAAUUGCGUUUCUCUUUUUAAGUUUAAACGUGGGAGCUACAGUCACGUAUUUUUACAAUUAUUAAAACCCGCUGCAGUACUUUCAUCUCUAUCACGUUCGCAUUGGUCCACAGCUAAAACAAUAAAAUCGAAUUCGCUCGAAGCAGAAACAGAUUUACGUUUUCGAACAUUUCGUCAAUCAAUCGAGUUCGCGAGAUUUCGCAACUUGCUCGUGAUCUUGGUUUAGUGGCGUGUGCAAUAAGAGUUGCCGCUUUCCCCACUUUCUUUUUACGUCGAUUUUUUAUUAUUCUUCGUAUCAUGUAUUUGUCUAGAAUGCUUGUUGCGCCAUAGCGUCGAAUGUUUGGCGUUGGGAUACGCAGUUGUUAAACUAAUAUGGAUGCCGCUUAUCGAUCUUAACAUCGACCUCGCUUUACCGCUUUGUGACGUCACCACGGUUUCUAGAACAGUGUUUCCGUUUUCGUACGUCACGGCUUUUAAAAUUAACGAAUAGCUGUGCGACGGUUUUUAUCGGUAAACAUUGCUCGUAUUCAUCAUCGACACAUCUGCAGGAAACAUUUAUAUUUCAUCGUUCAACUGCUCAACCCGCUAAGGCGCUUACAAAAUCACUUGUUACAUUGGAAACCCUUUUCAAUAUUUUAAUAAUCAACCGCAAUCUGACACACGAAUUGCAAAACGCGUGGCGUCGCCCCCACUCGCUACAUGAUCUGGUCCUAUUUAUUAAUACUCCCAAACAAUAAAGACUUGAAUUCUUGCGAUGUUGUUGGUUUGGGGGCGCACAGGUUAAUGUUGGACCCAACUCGCUUUAACUUAAUGUUGUUAUUCGCCAGUGUUACGUCAUCUCGAACCAUAGUGGGAAGUAUCUUGUUUAUGUUUUAAGGUAAAGGAUAUCUGUAACCCACGUUUCUCGCUGUCGGUUGACAAACACGUCAAACAACUCACCAACUGAAAGUGGUUACCCCACUUCACUGUAAGCUCCCAGACUUCAUGAAUUACCGCGAAAUUGCCCAUAGUAAUAUAUUGUAUAUAAUAUUUGUUACUGUUGCUUGCGUUGUGUGAGCGCAUUAUUAUACAGCGUGAUUGUGAACCAACAGACUCCAAAUUGUUCGAAGUGGUGAGUUAGGUAUUUGUAUUUUCAAUGUGAACCCUGUCUAUCACUAAAUAAAUAAAACAUUCGAAAUGAGAA
Molecule: messenger RNA, 3011 nt
Organism: Ciona intestinalis (vase tunicate)
Lineage: Eukaryota; Metazoa; Chordata; Ascidiacea; Phlebobranchia; Cionidae
Product: guanine nucleotide-binding protein G(I)/G(S)/G(T) subunit beta-1
Biological process (GO): signal transduction
Molecular function (GO): protein binding
Source: RefSeq, a predicted model, not a curated record